AUGCUGCCGCGUACGCCGAUAUUUCCGCACGUCAUCGAGCUCAACCACCAGGCCCGCCGCCGGGUGACUUGCAGCGUUUACCUGAUUUAUGACGACGACGCCUGGACCCUGAUCGACAUCGGCUACGAGGACGCCGUCGAUGAGGUGCUGGAGCUGAUCCGGCAGCUCGACUUCCCGUUCAGCAAGUGCGUCGCCCUGAUCGCGUCGCACGCCGAUGUGGACCACAUCCAAGGCUUGGCGAAGGCGAAGCAGGUCCUCCGCACCGAGGUCGCCUGCCACCCCGUGGCGGCGAAGAAGCUCGAAGAGGGGGACCGCAUCGCGACCUUCGCCCAGAUCAGCGCGCAGGGGAUCGACCUGGCGAUGCCGCCGGUGAAGACCGAGCGGCCCGUUACCGAUGGCGACAUCAUCCGCGUCGGCAACCUCGAGCUCGAAGUCUGGCACACGCCCGGCCACACCGACGGGCAGCUCGCCUUCCGCCUCGGCAACCUACUGUUCUCCGGCGACAACCUGUUCCGCGACGGCUCGGUCGGCGUCAUCGACGCCCACCACGGCAGCAGCAUCCCUGACUUCAUCCGCUCGUUGGAGCGCAUCCGCGACAGCGACGUCGAGUGGCUGCUGCCGAGCCACGGACCGGUCUUCCGUAAAGACAACGCCCACAUCCAAGCGACCAUCGCUCGGCUAGAGGGCUACCAGAAGCUCGCCGACUUCGGCACCUGCGCCACGAGUUGGCCGCUGAUGGAAGAGUGGGAAGACGAACUCGUCGAGGGGCGCUUGCCGCAGGUUGCGGCGCCCGCGUCUGGAACGCGCGGGGACGCCGCCUGCCGCACGUCCAUCCAAUCAGGAGCAAGGGGCAUGUCUUGUCGAUACCCGGUCGCCUUGGCGACACUGGCCGCCGCGCUGGCUUGCGUCGCGAACGUCAGCGCGCAGUCGUACGAAGCCGGCGAGCAAGAGCCCGCCUUGCGGCUACCCACCGACCCGCGUUUGUGGCACAACUCGCCGCCGCUCACGCUCGAGUCGCUCAAGGGGAAGGGCGUGGUCUUUUAUCUCUUUGAGGAGGAGAGCCCACGGAUCACCGCCAACUGGCCGAACCUGCAAGGGCUAUCGAAGCAGUACGAAGGCAAGCCCGUGCUGUUUGUCGCCGUCAGCUCGGGGACCGACCCACGGGUGUUGAAGCGAUACCUCGGGCAGUACCGCGUCGGCUGGCCGGUGAUCCACGACUACGACCGUUCGCUCGAGCGGGCGAUGGCGGUCCCCCAACUCAACCCGGGCGGCGAUGAGUUUGCGUUCCGCUACGUCGCGGGCGAUGGAUCGAUGGGUCAAGGAAAAGGCGCCGACGUGGCCGGCACAGCUGAGGCCGCGUUGAAGGGCGCGGCGUGGCGCGUCGAUCCCGCCGAGGUCCCGGAAAAGCUCAAGGGCGCUUGGCGAGCUGUCGAACUCGGCAGCUUCACAGCGGCGGCCCGGCCGCUCACUCAAGCCGCCGAAUCCAAAGACGACGAACUAAAAGCAGGGGCUGAGAAGCUGCUCGCCGCGGUCGAGGAAGAGCUGACCAGCGCCGCCAAGGAAGCCCAGGAGUCGCUCAAUGAGGGAGACGACUGGCACGCCUACAAGCUACUGGAGUCGAUCCCGCAACGCUUCGAUGGCUAUGAGUUCGACCUCAUCGAGCGGGCCGAGGACAAGACCAAGGAACUCGCCAAGUCCGACACCGUGAAAGGCCAGAUCGCCGCGGCAAAGAUGCUCGGCAAGGCGAUGGCGACCGCGUCUCGCGGCCCCAGCGGCGUCAACCGCGCGAAGGGCUUGCUCAACCGGCUUGUCGAAGAGCACCCCGACACCGAAGCCGCCGUCAAGGCGCAAGAGCUGCUCGCGUCGAUCGGCAGCUAA
Messenger RNA from Symbiodinium sp. CCMP2456, 1878 nucleotides. The record is from the annotation of a GenBank genome assembly. Lineage: Eukaryota; Dinophyceae; Suessiales; Symbiodiniaceae.